AUUGACGCAAAGUCAAUUUUAAUUUCACCCAAAAGAACAAUAAAAGUCAAAUUCAAUUCACUUUCCUUUCCAUUUUCUUUCUCCACAAACCUCACAUCUCUCUAUUGCCGGAACCUAUUGAACCGGCAACGGUCCACCUAACAAAAAAAAAAAAACCGUCUCAAAAACCGGUUACCGGAGAAGAGAGGGCCCAAACCGGAUCAGCCCUCUCAAAUCUCCGAUCAAAAAAAAAAAAAAAACCCUAAAUUCAUAUGCAAAAUUGCUAUUCAUUUUAUCAUAUGGUUCAUAUAUUCCCAAUUUUUGAUGCGCCGAUCCAAUGCCCGUAAAUUAAAUAAUAAUAAUCCUAUUACUACUACUUCUAAUACAAUGGAUUCGGCCAAAUUUCAAUAUCGACCCAACAGAUCUUCAAAUCGAAGCCCUAAUCGAAACAAUUCUAAAUCGAACAGAAACAUCAUAUGUUACACUUCUAUAGUGUUUGUUAUCGCUUUCAUAUGUUACGUUUUCGUGUUUUCGAGUAAAAUUAGGUUUUCUGUGGUUAAGAAAUAUGGGAUUGUGAUUGAUGGAGGAAGUACAGGUACGAGGAUUCAUGUGUUUGAGUACGAGGUAAGGGAUGGUGGUGUACCUGUGUUUGAUUUUGGGGAUAAAGGUUUGGUUUCAAUGAGGGUGAAUCCCGGGUUAUCCAGUUAUGAAUUGGACCCGGAAAUGGCUAGUGAAUCGGUGAUCAAGUUGGUUGAAUUUGGGAAGAAAAAGGUACCUAAGGAAUAUUGGAGUGAAACUGAGAUUAGGUUAAUGGCUACUGCUGGAAUGAGGUUGUUGGAUUUGGAUGUUCAGGAGAAGAUUCUAGAAGUUUGUCGAGGGGUACUUAGGGAUUCGGGUUUUAAGUUUAAGGAUGAUUGGGCUUCUGUUAUUUCAGGAUCUGAUGAGGGUUUAUAUGCCUGGGUUAUUGCUAAUUAUGCCCUUGGAACUCUUGGUAGUGAUCCUUUGCAAACAACUGGAAUAAUUGAACUUGGUGGUGCAUCUGCCCAGGUGACUUUUGUUUCUAAUGAGCCUAUGCCCCAAGAAUAUUCUCGUACGAUUAAAUUCAGAAACUUUACCUACAAGAUCUACAGUCACAGCUUGCUUCAAUUUGGUCAGAACGUAGCAUUUGACUUACUCUUGGAGUCCCUUGUUGCGAGGGGCCAAGAUCAAGCUGCUCAAAGUGUUAAGCUGAUGGAUCCUUGUUCUCCUAGAGGAUAUACACACAAUAUAAGGUCAUUGAAGCUCUCCCCCAGUAGUUUUGCGGAUAAGAAUGCAGGACUGUAUCCCAGCGGUAACUUCUCAGAGUGCAGGUCUGCCUCACUAUCACUGUUGCAGAAAGGCAGAGAGAGUUGCCCUUAUAAAAGCUGCUACAUUGGGUCAACUUUUAUGCCAAAGCUCCAGGGAAAUUUUUUGGCUACGGAAAAUUUUUUCCACACUUCCAAGUUUUUUGGUUUGCCACAAAAAGCUUUUCUUUCUGAUCUUAUGGCUGCUGGAAAAAGUUUUUGCGAAGAGGACUGGUCAAGGUUGAAAAGCAAGUACCACUCCCUUCAAGAGGAGGAUUUGCAUCGUUAUUGCUUCUCUUCAGCGUAUAUAUUGGCAUUACUUCAUGAUAGUCUUGGAAUUGCUUUGGAUGAUGAUAGGAUUGGAUAUGCUAAUCAAGUUGAAAAUAUUCCACUUGAUUGGGCAUUGGGAGCAUUCAUCUUGCAGAGCACGGCUGAGCUGGACAAAGAGCAUUCUGGGUGGUUUGCAAAUAUGUUCAGUGAGGACUCUCUUAUUUUGCUUCUCUUCUUUGCCUUUUUCAUUUUGGUGAUGUUCACAGCAUGGUAUGUGUCAAAGUGGAGAAAGCCACAAUUGAAGACUAUAUAUGAUCUAGAGAAAGGAAAGUACAUAGUCACACGUAUUGGUAGAUGUUCAUAGAUUGUUUUAUAGGAGCAGAAGCCAUUUUCCUGCAUCUGUGGAUAAGGCACAAGGAUCAAAGUGGAUCAGCUGCCUCUGCCAAGAAUCUCUGUGCACUUUGUUGCUUGGUACCCCGAGCAAGUGAUGCUAUACUUCGGCGUAAGUGAGAUCGAUCUUAUGGGACGGUUGAAAUGAGGUUGACACCCAAUUCAAGAAGGCGUCUCUAUUUAUUGUUAUGAAAAGCUUUACCAGAAAAGCUUCCGGUGAGAAUGUUAGUCGGUAUGAUGAAGCAGAUACUAGAAUGUAGAAGAUCUGGUCUCUUUUGGUUACUAGGAUAUUGUACCAUUUACACAAUAGUCAUUACACGAUUCGUUUACAAAGUAGUUCUCUUGAAUUGCUUGUAUUCCCUGGAGGGUGGUGUAGAACUAAAGAUUUAUGUUGGGUGGUAAAUAAUUUAAAUCUGUUCAAUUUAACAAGCAUUGUGUGGGCAA
Molecule: messenger RNA, 2405 nt
Organism: Lycium ferocissimum
Lineage: Eukaryota; Viridiplantae; Streptophyta; Magnoliopsida; Solanales; Solanaceae
Product: probable apyrase 6
Exons: 8
Coding region: 304-1935 (543 amino acids)
Biological process (GO): nucleoside diphosphate catabolic process
Cellular component (GO): membrane
Molecular function (GO): nucleoside diphosphate phosphatase activity
Source: RefSeq, a predicted model, not a curated record